Molecule: messenger RNA, 731 nt
Organism: Lontra canadensis (Northern American river otter)
Lineage: Eukaryota; Metazoa; Chordata; Mammalia; Carnivora; Mustelidae
Gene: CEP20
Product: centrosomal protein 20
Exons: 5
Coding region: 26-550 (174 amino acids)
Biological process (GO): microtubule anchoring; cilium assembly
Cellular component (GO): motile cilium; centrosome; ciliary basal body
Molecular function (GO): protein binding
Source: RefSeq, a predicted model, not a curated record
GCGCGAUCCUGAGGGCGGUUGAGAGAUGGCGACUGUCGCCGAGCUGAAGGCCGUUUUAAAGGACACGUUGGAGAAAAGGGGGGUAUUAGGGCAUUUAAAAGCAAGGAUCCGAGCUGAAGUUUUCAAUGCCCUAGAUGAUGAAAGCGAACCCCGACCGUCAUUGUCUCAUGAAAACCUUCUAAUUAAUGAACUAAUUCGGGAGUAUCUGGAAUUCAACAAGUAUAAGUACACAGCAUCUGUCCUCAUAUCAGAAUCUGGUCAACCUGUAGUUCCAUUGGACAGACAGUUUCUCAUCCGGGAACUAAAUGCAUUUGAAGAAUCAAAGGAUAAUACAAUACCUCUUUUAUAUGGAAUUUUAGCUCAUUUCUUGGAUGGAACUAAGGAUGACCUCCAAAAUCCAUUUCUGAGAGGGUCGUCACUUCAGCCUGCAAAUCCAAAUCUUGGCAAACAACCUAGCAGAAGAAAGCACAAGGGUGACCCCCUAAGAACGGAGAAGGGGAGUAGUCCUAACAUCAAAGAUCAUCUUGUUUCUCAAGCAGUGAAGAGAUGACAUUUCCAUUCGGGGCAUCUUUUGUCUUAAAAUUAUGUGUAUCAAGUAACAUAUUUACUCUCCCAACAUUACCAAAAUACACCACUAAUAUUUGUCCUUUGUAGAAAUUUGAGUUUCUGCAAAAACAUUUAGCCCUUCCUGUUUUACUACAUUUGUGAAUAAAAGCUAACUCCGUCACCUA